Molecule: messenger RNA, 887 nt
Organism: Aphanomyces invadans
Lineage: Eukaryota; Oomycota; Saprolegniomycetes; Saprolegniales; Verrucalvaceae
Exons: 3
Coding region: 1-573 (190 amino acids)
Source: RefSeq, a predicted model, not a curated record
AUGCAGCAAUCACGCCAGAUUGCCCGGACCGAGUCAAGCGCCGUGCUGCGGAUCGUGCGCAAAGUUGGGCCAUUCAUGACCCUUGUACCUGUUGCACUGGGCACGUCGUGGCUCAUCAUGACCCAACCGGAAAGGGAGGGCCUGCUGGACGCCCUCGAAACGUCCACGCAUGGCCGCGAGUACGUUUGGGAGGGGCUCUUGCGCGCCUUCAAUCUGACCAGCAACCUCGGGGAAGGCCAUGUUGUGGCACUCAGCCACGUCAUGUCGGGUCUGCUCGCCAGAGAUAGCCCGCUGAUUUACCCCAACGAUUUCCGGGUGUUUGUGGACAUUCUCGUGCGUGAAACGACAGAUUUAGACAUCCGCGACCCGAGGCGAGGCCCGUUGGCGACGAUGCUUCGUGUUGGCAUCCAGAGUCCAUUGUACGCACGCAGCGGAAAGUAUCGCGUCACGGAAGUGUCGGCAGUGUUGGCGCAAUGGAAGCAUGCGUUGGAGCGGGAGGGGUGUGCUCGUGUCAUGGACGCUUCGACGUGGAAGGCUCUCUGUGACGCGGAAUUCGCGCUUCAACAGGCCUAGUGCAACGAAGACAGGGCGAUUUGUGGAUCUCAAAUAGAUGUAUUCAUGAAAUGAAGGAGGGAGGGUGUUAGGAGCUGGUGCUGGUCGUUUGGAGAUGCGACAGGAUCAGCUGAAGUUGGGUCUCGACUUCCUGUUGCACGGUAAGCGCGUGCUGUUGAAAUUCAUCUGCAUGUUCUCGGUGGUGCGAGCUCAGGAACUUCUUUAGGAGUCGAGCAGCCUCCUUGUCAGUCACUUGCUCGCACUGCUUGACCUUGAUGCCGCCCACGCUGUCCAUCGUGCUGUUGGUUGGAUGGUGUCCCGCCACUCGACCAAAA